CAGCUUAUUGUUAGUCCUGCGCGUUGGCCGUUGUGUGUGCGAAAAGUAAAAGUGAAAAUCAGGCCCUUGAAAUUUCGUAAAAUUAUUAUCAUUAAUUAUGCAUGAUUAAUAAAAAAAUAAUUUGUGCGCGCGUGUCUUUUGUUUGUUUUGAAUAACGGUUUUGCGGUUUCUGCGUCGUUCGCGCGCAAAUUUGUCCCAAUUUCUUUGCUUUGCUAUUUCUGGUGUUCGGUAAUCCAUAAUUACGAUUAUAUGUGUGUAUAUAACUACACAGCAUAACACAGACACACACACAUAGAGACAGAAAGCCAACGUCCAAGACGCCCCCACAUUGCCCUUGAGUUGUGGCGUAGUGCGAAGCAUUCGAUUUUUCACAACAAGACGUGAAAAACGUGAAAUAAAACACGCUCACACGAAUAAAGUUUGCGCAGCUCUCGCACGCUUUCACUAACAAGGAAAGAAACGAGAAGAAAAAAAAAAUACUAAAUAUAUACAUAUAAUAAAAUUAUAUAUAUAGUAUCGCAGACAAGUGGUAGGCGUGGAAAAUGGAUGUGCUCAAUCAAAUACUCAACAUUAAUGCUGGUGGCGCCUAUGGCGGUGGCAAGGCGGGUGGCGCCUUCGAUCCGCUAACAUUUGCCAUGAAACCUCAAGUUGUCAUACGGGCCCUAUGCUGGCUUUUUUCGAUUGUGGUCUUUGGCUGUAUAUCGUCCGAGGGCUGGGUCGAAAAGGAUGGAAAGGAGAUGUGUCUAUAUAAUAAUGAUGGCAUGGCCUGUAAAUAUGGCAAUACCAUUGGCAUUUUGGGCUUUCUUGCCUCCAUGUAUUUCAUUGGCGGUGAGUUCAUGUUUGAGCGCAUGUCAUCGGUGAAGAGCAGAAAACGUUACGUAAUGGCCGACAUGGGAUUCUCAGCUGCCUGGGCAUUUUUAUACUUUAUCGCAUUCUUCUAUUUGUGGUCCCAGUGGAGCUCAGCACCCAUGCCCCCACUUGGAAUUGGCGCCGGCAGCAUGCAGACGGCCAUUGUGUUCUGCUUCUUUAGCAUCUUUAGCUGGGCUCUGUGUGCUUUUAUGGCCUAUAAGCGUUUUCUGAUUGGCGCCGGCGAUGAGUUCACUUCGGCCUUUGAGACUGAUCCGGCCAAUGUGGUGCACCAGCAGGCAUAUAGCUACAAUAUGGACAACGAUAACGAACAAUACAGCGCCUCGCCAUUUGGUCAGCCACAGCAGGGUGGCAUGGAACAGUCUUCGGGCAUGGAGUAUCAGCAACCCACCUACUAAGCGUAUCACUUAGCAAGUUGUGCUCCUUUUCCACAUUUUUUGGUAGUGCAAAAAUGGCAAAUACAAUUUUUACACCAACUGCAACUAUAUUACACAAGUUGGCUUAACUUAAUACACCGAUGUCAAGCAUAUACGAACAACAACAAGAACAACAGCAACAAGAACAACAACAAUGCCAUUGCAUUUUACUACAGCAAGGAUAAAACCAUAAGCAGCAAGCAGAUCUGCUCAGUUGAAAGCCCUAAUUCUUAUACAGAAUAAUAUUAAUGAUAAUAAUUUAUAAGCUAGUUCCCUAAGUUAUGUGUGUGCAGUUUUUGUAGUAAAACUUUGUUGCAAUAUAUAUAAAUAUAAUAUAUAUACAUAUUAUA
Drosophila grimshawi is the source of this 1633-nucleotide messenger RNA. RefSeq names its product synaptogyrin (gene Syngr). The transcript has 5 exons. The coding region runs from base 543 to 1265 and encodes 240 amino acids. Gene Ontology annotation, cellular component: neuromuscular junction; synaptic vesicle membrane. NCBI's taxonomy places the organism in Eukaryota, Metazoa, Arthropoda, Insecta, Diptera, Drosophilidae. The record is from RefSeq and is a predicted model, not a curated record.